AUGACCGCUCUGGAGGAGUUCCAGGAACGUGUCAGAGGCUGGGCGUUGGCGCAGGUACCAAACCUCACAGUGAAUGUGAACAGCUACAAUCCGAUACGCGCAAGAUGUCAGGGACACGGAUACGUGCCGCUGCAUCUCACAUCGAACAAGAAGGACAAGCAUGUGAAUCUGUUGUAUGUUCCCGAUCAACGCAAUGGACACGUGGGACACUUCGCGUGGAUAAAACAUUUAUCGCGCUUAGUCAGCUUGCAAUUGAGCAAAAAGAAGACAGCGAAAUGUCUACACUACUUACACACAAGCGAGAAACUGGCGCAACACACCGUGGACUGUGAACGAUUGAACAACAGCGCAGUGGUUCUCCCCGCUGAGGGAAAAAACCGUUUGAAAUUCGAAAAUUACAACAACAAGGAACGGGUUCCAAUGGUGGUGUACGCCGACUUAGAGUGCGUACUCGAAAAACAGGACAAAAAGCAGGAUACAUCAAGCGAGCACAAGUACCAAAAACACAGUGUGUUCAGCAUCGGUUAUUACGCGAGCUGCGAACAUUUCGACAUCGGAUACAGAUCUCAUAGAGGUGAAAACUGCGUGCAGUGGUUCGUGAACGAACUUCACGAUCUCGCGAAACGUGCAAAGACCGUGUUCGCAGCAAAUGUACCAAUGGCGAAUCUCACACCGGCGGAGAUCGAGAGAUUUAAGAACGCUAAGUGUUGCCACGUUUGCAAACAGCCGUUCGAGCGAGAUGACAAUAGGGUGCGCGACCACUGUCAUCUAACAGGGCGCUUCAGAGGAUCCGCGCACUUCGCGUGCAAUCUGAAUUCCAAACAAGUUUACGUUGUUCCCGUUGUGUUCCACAACUUGUCCGGAUAUGACUCGCAUUUUAUUAUCAUGGAUGUGGCCACCGCUUUCGAGGGUGAGAUCAAUGUGUUACCCGUGACGAAAGAUACCUACAUAUCUUUCACGAAACAUGUAAACAGUACGCGGAACGAAGACAAUCAGAGGUGCGUGCAACUGCGAUUCAUCGAUUUUUACAAAUUUCUGAGCACAAGCUUAGAAAAGCUCGCAUCCUAUCUCGGCAAAAGCGAACUGCGUGUGACUCGAACGGAAUUCGGAGAUCUUUCUACCGAGGACUUUGAACUGCUCACGCGAAAAGGUGUGUUUCCAUAUGAAUAUGUGAACAGCGUUGACAAAUUGUUAGAAACAAGUUUGCCACCGCGCGAGGCGUUUUACAGUUCGUUGACUGGCGAGAGUGUGACGGAGAGCGAGUACGCGCACACGACGAAUGUAUAUGGCAGCGAUUUAACAUCGAAAAUCUGGGAUUGUACAGCGACUUGUAUCUAA
Molecule: messenger RNA, 1338 nt
Organism: Pseudomyrmex gracilis
Lineage: Eukaryota; Metazoa; Arthropoda; Insecta; Hymenoptera; Formicidae
Exons: 3
Coding region: 1-1338 (445 amino acids)
Molecular function (GO): nucleic acid binding
Source: RefSeq, a predicted model, not a curated record